CUGGAAGAUCAUCCGUUUCCUUUAAGCACCCCAAUGUAGAUGAAGAUGUCAUAUGCAGUGUUUGGGGUUCGGGAUUCAUCCAAAAAGAGUGCAUGGACGUACCUAUCAUUGGACCCAUCUCUAGGGUGAUGUUUGGAGGCGUUUGUCCUGGUACAUUGAGCCUCUCCUGACUCCCAACACACAAGCACCCUGAUCUUGUAACAAGUCACAGGUUUGUGUUUUGUACUGCUUGGAGGCUGCGGAUCUCGCUGGAAAGCAAAUCAUAUAUUCCGGACAGUUGUCUCUUUCUUCAAAAUUCCAUGGAGGCCUUGGCUAGCCGAGCAGGUACAGAUUCUGGUGACAUCUACAGAAGCUGGUCUUUUGGUGCUUCAGCCUCGCUCACCAACGCCUCGCGCCACAGUCGCCAACGAUUCCAGCGAAGGACGAGCAUUCCUAUUCUCUGCACACGCAGACGCAAGAAGACCUUCGCCGACCUUCGCGGGACGAGCAAGUCCAUGUUGGACGACUGGUCAGACCUUUGUUGGACGACUCUGCGGGAAGAUGGAGUUGAAAACAACCGCUGGACCAAGCGGACAACUGUUGUCUAUGGCCAGGCGGAACAGACCCGCGAACAGACGUUGACCUAUGUUGUCUUCUCACUGACUCCGGUGUUUUGCGACUUGACAUGUUUUGAUCCAGGGGCAUGGCUUCUCACCUCCUGAUUUCGGGCGUGUGUAUGCCGAGCCAAACAGAUUUUGUGUAGUGAUCUGGAAAAACAGCUUGUGCCGUGGAAGAAUCCUAGACCAUCCUAGACCUCUGCCAGACAUUUUGGGUGACUAUUUAUGCAUGGCUUCGUUCCAAACUAGGACCAGCCAGUCUUUUUCAAUCUGACUCAAUUUGUGGAGUCCCUAAAAGUGACCUCCAACUGUGCCGGAUCAAGUGUCACGAACUGAAGAACAUCAGUUACCUUGAAGCUCGAAGCCUGGUUACGGCCUGUCGGUCACGUUGCCACACCAUGGAGGUUUUAGGAGCUUGCAAGCACCGCAGGUCUUCAGGUGACGACUCGUCAAGUGUCUUCAUCACCCGAUGUCGAUCCGGACCGGGGACACACACUACCGGUCACGACCGGUCCACCAGAUUUCCAAGACUCAGAUACCAUGGGAGACCUACGCA
This is a messenger RNA of Durusdinium trenchii, 1152 nucleotides long. The record is from the annotation of a GenBank genome assembly. NCBI's taxonomy places the organism in Eukaryota, Dinophyceae, Suessiales, Symbiodiniaceae.